Messenger RNA from Mugil cephalus (flathead mullet), 1061 nucleotides. RefSeq names its product exosome component 6 (gene exosc6). Bases 77 to 901 code for a protein of 274 amino acids. Gene Ontology annotation, biological process: nuclear mRNA surveillance; rRNA catabolic process; U4 snRNA 3'-end processing. The transcript is spliced from 2 exons. The record is from RefSeq and is a predicted model, not a curated record. NCBI's taxonomy places the organism in Eukaryota, Metazoa, Chordata, Actinopteri, Mugiliformes, Mugilidae. Gene Ontology annotation, cellular component: nuclear exosome (RNase complex); nucleolus; cytoplasmic exosome (RNase complex).
GCUGUGUUUCUCGGGGGAACACAUUCCGUGUGGGACCGGUUCUCAUGCUGCUGAGUUUAGUUGAUAUCAAUACACCAUGCCGACUGACACGAAACGUGUACGCGGGCCAGAAGUGUCUCAAAGUCCGUCUCUGCUUGUCGGCAAACCGGCUGCGGUUGUCCCCUCGCAGGGCCCCAGGGCAGACGGUCGGCAGCGGGACCAGGUCGACGUCCGGCCCGUUUUUGUCCGGUGCGGCCUGGUGAGCCAAGCUAAGGGGUCCGCGUACAUAGAGGCUGGAAACACCAAACUGAUGUGCUGCGUUUAUGGACCCAGAGAAACAGAGCGGAAAGAUGAAACCGAUAUGAAAUGUGGAAGGUUGACCACUGACAUGCGUUUUGCUCCAUUCUCCUGCCCGGAGAGGGGCUCUUGGAUCCAGGGGAGCCAGGACAAAGACUUCUCCUUGAUGCUACACGAGAGCCUGAAGCCAGCCGUGUUCCUGCACAAGUACCCGCGCUCUCAGAUCGAGGUCAACGUGAUGGUUCUGGAGAACAGCGGCUCAGUUCUGGCACAUGCCGUCACAUGCGCCUCUCUUGCACUUGCGGAUGCAGGGAUUGAAAUGUACGACCUGGUGCUCGGCUGCUCCAUCCGCCAGGACGGCGCCUCCUAUGUGGUCGACCCUUCUUACGCAGAGGAAAACAACUGCAGCUCAGACAGCGGCAAGAACCAGGGCGGACUGACCGUUGCAUUCCUCCCUAGCCUGAACCAGAUUUCUGGGCUGCAGUCGGAUGGAGAAAUGACUGAAGAGGCUCUGACAGCCGGGGUUCGGACCUGCAUUGAGGGAUGCUAUAAACUGUACCCAGUCAUCCAACAAGCCCUGACCAAAUCUGUGCGCAAGUCUGCUCCCCCACCAUCAGAGAGCUGAAAGACUCAUCAACUUCUUUUUUAAAAAUUUUAUUAAUUACAGUCCUGACUUUGGAGACAUGAACUAUUUUUCUAUGUUUGUUAUAAUCCCAAAAUUAAAAUAGUUGAUUUUGUGAUUCCAGACCGAGUUGUAUUUUCUCAUUAAAUAUUUUUUCUCUGCA